Molecule: messenger RNA, 590 nt
Organism: Phlebotomus argentipes
Lineage: Eukaryota; Metazoa; Arthropoda; Insecta; Diptera; Psychodidae
Product: apoptosis regulatory protein Siva-like
Exons: 2
Coding region: 100-558 (152 amino acids)
Biological process (GO): extrinsic apoptotic signaling pathway
Molecular function (GO): CD27 receptor binding
Source: RefSeq, a predicted model, not a curated record
UCUUCAGUAGGAAAAUCUAGUGUUUGGAUCUGUGUCUUCAUCACUUUUUAUCUACUUUGUGUGCAAUAUUUCUGCGGUUUUUCCUGCCAAACUACAGUAAUGAGUCUGAAGAGAAAGCACUUGGGUGACGACAGUUUCACGCCGAAGAGCAAAAUCUAUCUCAGUAAGAGAAUUGUGGAGAACAACAAUGUGGAAAAGAUGACAGAAAUCUAUGAGAAAACCCACAAGAUGCUCUUCCAGGGGGCCAACAGAAAGCCCUCUAGUGAUAGUGUACAGUCGGCGCCACAAGACGUUCUUCUCUAUGGUAAUGGUGAGGUUAGAGACGCCCAAACAAACACUCUUCUGCAGCCGGAAAGCCUCUCAAAGGCCUGCUCAGGAUGCCUGAAAAGUGCCACGAAAUUCCACUCUGCCUGCGUCAAUUGCAAUCUGCAGCUUUGCGAGUUCUGCGGUCACUCUUGCUCGUGGUGCCGCAAAGGCAUCUGCGAGUCAUGCAUCAAUUUGUACAGUUGCGGCUCCCUUGAGCGCCCCAUUUGCGAAAAUUGUUCAAUUUAUCAAUGAAAGAAUAUCGAUGAAAAGAUGUAUUUCUGCUA